AUGCCGAACCUUCGGCACCACCGCAGACACCACUCCUGGCCCCACUGCGGCUCCGAGCUCUGCAUGCGCGCUCCGUCCAACCUGGAGAUUCGCAAUCUCAAGCCAAUAACUAUCACUGACGCUAGCCAACAGUGGGCCUUUCAACAGUCCACUGUCGUUCCUCUCAUCGCAGAGGAAGAACCAGGCACUGAUGAUGCCGACAUGGCAGGGAUUGUCAGGACACCAUCACGAAGUGUGCACCGCCUCUGGUCCCGCCCUAUACAGAAGCCACGAUGCGACGAUCUUCCAGGUUCUGCGUCAGCCGCUGAAGCUCGGAAGCAUGUUCAUCGCAGUGUGCUUCGGCGGCUGAUUCGUCGACCGCCGCUCGAUAAAACUCGGUCCCUGUUUGUCAUGCCGACAAUGCUGAAUACUGGAGAUCAGGCCAUGAUUUCUGGUUGGAUGCCCCCAAGGCUGUCGGCGAGGCCGGUGAUGGUGACUGAGAGAAGGGGCGCCCUUUCAGUGGCCGAUUCGCCGCAAUUUGUUGCUGAAAAGAGGCAUAGGAGGUCGCAUUCUGCGCAGCCGCGGUCGUGGAGAGAGCCGAGUGCGAGUCUUUUCAGUUUGAAGGAGGAAUGA
This is a messenger RNA of Penicillium longicatenatum, 612 nucleotides long. RefSeq lists its product as uncharacterized. The record is from RefSeq and is a predicted model, not a curated record. NCBI's taxonomy places the organism in Eukaryota, Fungi, Ascomycota, Eurotiomycetes, Eurotiales, Aspergillaceae. The coding region runs from base 1 to 612 and encodes 203 amino acids. The transcript has a single exon.